AUGGCUUCGCGUCGUACCCGGUCAAACUAUUCAUCUCCACUGAGAAGGGAUAUGACAGAGGAGAAAGAUGAAAAGAUAGUCCCAAAUCUGCCUAAGAGUGUGGAGUUCCUGUCCAUGAUGACAAGUAUAGCCUCUCACGUUGUAAAGGCACUUCUCGACUUGGGUCACUCCGUAAGGACAACUGUUAGAGACUCCUCAGAUGAAGAGAAAGUUAGGUUUUUGUGGGAGUUGAAAGGAGCAAAAGAAAGGCUAAAGAUUUUCGAAGCCGAUCUAACGGUGGAGGGAAGCUUUGAUGAAGCAAUCAAAGGUGUUGAUGGAGUCUUCCACAUCGCCUCUCGUGUUACCCUUUGUGUGGACAGCAAUGAUCUGGAGAAGUUGGUCGAUCGAGAUAUAAAUGGAACAAGGAACUUGAUGAACUCUUGCGAGAAAUCAAGAAACACUGUGAAGAGGAUUGUACUCACAUCUUCUUCGACCGCUGUCCGGUACCGUUAUGACGCCACAGAAGCCUCUCCACUUAACGAAUCACAUUAUAGCGAUCUUGACUACAGCAAAAGCUUCAAAAAAUGA
Messenger RNA from Brassica rapa (field mustard), 567 nucleotides. Its product is annotated as tetraketide alpha-pyrone reductase 2. Gene Ontology annotation, molecular function: oxidoreductase activity, acting on the CH-OH group of donors, NAD or NADP as acceptor. The record is from RefSeq and is a predicted model, not a curated record. Lineage: Eukaryota; Viridiplantae; Streptophyta; Magnoliopsida; Brassicales; Brassicaceae.